Molecule: messenger RNA, 1596 nt
Organism: Strongyloides ratti
Lineage: Eukaryota; Metazoa; Nematoda; Chromadorea; Rhabditida; Strongyloididae
Product: Endoplasmic reticulum lectin 1
Exons: 2
Coding region: 1-1596 (531 amino acids)
Biological process (GO): endoplasmic reticulum unfolded protein response; retrograde protein transport, ER to cytosol
Cellular component (GO): endoplasmic reticulum lumen
Source: RefSeq, a predicted model, not a curated record
AUGAUUAAAGAAAAUAAUAUCUUAAAUUUUACAACACCUGAUAAAGAAAAGUAUUUGUGUGUUCUUCCAAUUGUUAAAACAGAGCAAGAAACAAAGUUAUCGUCCUAUUAUGGUCCACAUCCAUCCGAAUUAAUAAUGCCAUUAAUAAAAGAAAAAGUAUGUUCUUAUUUAGUUGAUGUUUAUUGGAGUUAUGAAGUAUGUCAUGGUAGGCAUAUCAUUCAAUAUCAUGAAGAUAGAGAAACAAAAAAACGUGAUGAAUAUUAUCUAGGAAAUAUUGUUUUUCAAACACCUAAAGAAAAAUAUUUUGAUCAUCUAAAUCCUCCAAAAAAACAAAUUCAAGGAAAAGAUAUUCCUUAUUACUCAGUACAAUAUAGAUCUGGAACUAUUUGUGAUUUGACAGGAAAACCACGUAACACAUCACUUAUAUAUAUUUGUGUUGAAAAAGCAAAAGAUAUUGUUAUUAAUCAAGUUGAAGUUUCUGUUUGUCAAUAUGAAAUUAUUGUUGCUACUGAUAGAUUAUGCAGUCAUCCUUCAUUUAAACCACCAGAGAAAAAGGAACAUAUGAUUUCUUGUUUUUUGAAAGAACCAAAAGAUAGAGUGGAUCCAUAUCCUAAAAGAUUAGUUUAUGAAAUAAAAGGAAGAGAACAAGAUAUAGCAAAUGAAUUAAGUAUGAUUGUAAAUAAUAAUAUUAAAAUAAAAGUUGUUAAGCAAAUUGAUAAUCCCAAGGAAAUUCAAUUACAAGUUGAUGAGGAUGUCGAUUCAGAUGAAAAAAAAGAAUCUGAACGUUUUGUAGAUUUUGAUGAUAAAGAAGACUAUGAAAGUUUGGCAAAUAGUUUGGUUAAAUAUUCUGACCUACCAAGUAUGGAAUUUUUUGAUGUUGAAGAUCAGAGUGAUAUUCUUACUGAAAUUAAACUAAACGAUGAUAUUAAUAUAUUUGACAAGCUUGAUGCUAAUGAGCAAAAUACUAUUGCUAGUAAUGUAGCAAAGAAAAUUAGUUUAAACAGAAUAAGAAGAAAUUUUUUUAAUGGAGAACAAUGUAUUACUGGUGGAAAAGGAUGGUGGAGGCAUAGAUUUUGUCUUGAAUCUCAUAUUGAACAAUAUCACGGUAAACCAGGUGAUCAUGAUUAUAAAGUUCUUAAUCUUGGUUUCUUUGAUAUUUCAUCUCAUAUAAAGUGGGUUUCAGCUGACAAGUCAAGAUUACCAAUAACAGAUGAUGGAAAAGUAAUUCAAGUAAGGCAACUUUAUGUUGGAGGAAAUGUUUGUGAUGAAAAUAAACAGGCCCGUCAAACUGAAGUUCGUAUACGUUGUGACAAAAAUUUGUACAACAAAAGAUCUGAAGCAAUUCAACUUUUUAUGGAAGAACCAACUCAAUGUAAAUACAUAUUAACUAUUAUAUCUGGAACUUUUUGUAAUAGAAUGAAUGACUUUAUACAAUAUGGAUAUAUUAAUAUAAAUAAUGAACAAAUUCAAAAAGAUAUGAUAGAAAAAAUAAUAACAAUUUAUAAUGGAUAUUCAGAAACAAUUAGAAAAGAAGGCCAAAAAGCGGUAGAAAAUAAAGAGAAUAAAAUUAAUGAAAUAAUUCAUGAUGAUUUAUAA